AUGUACCCGUACUUCACGUUCGACUCAAGAUGGUUUAUCACGAUUAGCCAAUCGACCAGCCAACUCUUCAGCGCCAUCGUCGAUUGGCCGAUCCUUUCAACAUGCCUCCUAGGCCAGAACGAUACGAAAAAUUGGCCUACGUGCGUCUGGCACCGGGUUCUUCCUUCGAAUUUCCUGAUUUGUUCAAGGCAAAGCGUCCUUCUGAAUAUGCUGAAGCCUCCGGGGAUCUAG
Messenger RNA from Dicrocoelium dendriticum, 231 nucleotides. The record is from the annotation of a GenBank genome assembly. NCBI's taxonomy places the organism in Eukaryota, Metazoa, Platyhelminthes, Trematoda, Plagiorchiida, Dicrocoeliidae.